AGGGAAUUUCUUUUUCACUUAAAAAUUCUCAAGUUUUUUGAUUUGAACUAUUUUUUUCCUUUAAUGGCUAAUAUUAGCUUCAUUGUAUGGUUUGUGAGGAUGACUGCGUUGUUAAUUUGUAUGAGUUCAAAACCAUGGUUUGUAAAAGGUGAACAACAGGUGCCCUGUUUGUUUGUUUUGGGUGAUUCUUUAUUUGAUAAUGGAAAUAAUAAUAAUCUGCUCACUACUGCAAAGGCUAAUUAUCCACCUUAUGGAAUUGAUUUUCCUGAUGGUCCUACUGGUAGAUUCACCAAUGGCCGGAAUGUAGCAGAUUUCCUUGCUGAACUGUUGGGUUUCGAUAAGUAUAUUGAGCCAUUCGCUACUGUGAAGGGUGUGGAUAUGUUUAAGGGAGUGAACUAUGCAUCUGGUGCAGCUGGAAUUCUUGACGAAACAGCAAUUCAUAUGGGAGAUAGAAUCAGCUUAAAUAGGCAAUUGCAUAAUCACAACGAGACAAUUUCCCACAUGUCUACUCUACUUGGAAACAAGACCUUAACUAUGGAGUAUCUGAGCAAAUGUAUAUACAUUGUUCAAAUGGGGAACAAUGAUUAUAUCAAUAACUACUUGCUGCCUCAGUUGUACUUGUCGAGCCAUAUGUACAAUCCAGAACAGUUUGCUUCAAUCCUAAUUCAGCAAUACUCAGAACAAUUAAAGACUUUGUACCUUUACGGAGCAAGAAAAGUUGUUGUUUUCGGUCUAGGAGGCAUAGGCUGUGUUCCAUCAGAACUCGAUAUGUAUGGGACAGGGGACUCUGUGUGCAUCAACUCUAUAGAUAGUGCAGUUCGAAAAUUCUCAGACAAGCUUAAACCUAUGAUCGAUGAUCUCAACAGUAAUUUGCCCAACGCAAAGUUCAUCUACAUAAAUUCAUCAAGCAUUGAAGUACCGGAUCCUUCAUCUAUCGGUAUAACAAAACUAAGUGAGCCAUGCUGCGAAAUAUCGGGCACUAUAGGUGAAGGGCUGUGCAAACAUGGAGGAGGUGCAUGCAGUGAUAGAGCAGCACAUUAUUUUUGGGAUGGUUUUCACCCCUCAGAAGCUCCAAAUAAGGUCACUGCUGAAAGAGCUUACACUGCUCUUCAAUCCACUCAUGUCUAUCCUUUUGACAUUAGUCAGUUGGCUCAGCUCUAAAUAAUAUAGACUUUAGGGCUUGUUUAGUUAGGGUUCAAGUUAUCCGGAGAUAAGUCAUUCCACCCUCAACAUGGGAUAAAAGUAACACUACAUUCCCAUAUUCUGAGUUUUUAUCCCUAUCAAAACUAAUCCCGGGAUUAGGCAUGUAUAUAGCUUAUCCAUCUUGUUUGAUGUAAUUGAUCUUUCAAAUAUGAGUCAAAAUUCUCAAUUAGAUCUCAACUUCAUUGCUUUGCACA
Molecule: messenger RNA, 1397 nt
Organism: Solanum lycopersicum (tomato)
Lineage: Eukaryota; Viridiplantae; Streptophyta; Magnoliopsida; Solanales; Solanaceae
Product: GDSL esterase/lipase At1g29670-like
Molecular function (GO): hydrolase activity, acting on ester bonds
Source: RefSeq, a predicted model, not a curated record